Molecule: messenger RNA, 2504 nt
Organism: Pollicipes pollicipes
Lineage: Eukaryota; Metazoa; Arthropoda; Thecostraca; Pollicipedomorpha; Pollicipedidae
Product: putative ATP-dependent RNA helicase Pl10
Exons: 12
Coding region: 152-2359 (735 amino acids)
Molecular function (GO): nucleic acid binding; ATP binding; RNA helicase activity
Source: RefSeq, a predicted model, not a curated record
UGCUGUUACUUGACCCCAGCCAGACCGCUCACGUCGACAAAAACACCGCUGCGACGCAGAAGCUCCGCGUAGAAAUACGCGACUUUUGGAAAUUCCGGAGAGCUUAAAGGCAAAUCGGUUUUAGAAUUAUAAGAUUCGAUUAACAGCCAUCAUGAACAGUAUACCGAACCAGAAUGGUAUCGGUCUUGAGCAGCAGUUCGCUGGUCUGGAUAUUCGUGGCGGAUUUCCGCCUCCUCAGGCAGCAACAAGAUUUGUUCAGCCACCACAUCGCAUGGAUGGGUUUGAUCGCACUGGUAACCAAGCAUUUACAAAUUUUAGGGGCGGCGCCUUCACCCGGGGCGCGGCAGCCGGCCGGCCGGCCUUCGGCGGCGGGUUCGACCCGCGCGGCCCGCCGCCACCCAUGCCGCCGGCCUUCGACCGGGGCUUCAGCCGCGGCGGGUACGGCGAGCGUGACCGCGACCGCGACCGCUGGACCGGCUACGGCUUCUCCGACCGUCCUGCCAACGGGUUCGGCGGCCGCGGUGGCCGUUUCGACCGCGCCGGCGACUUCGGCUUCGGCGAUCGGCGCGGCGGCUCCAAUAACUGGAACAGCUACGGCCGUAACAACAACAGCCGCUCCGGGGGCAGUGGCGUGGUGCGUUGGGGCGAGCGCCAGGAGGACCUGCAUAUGAACGACCGCUGGAAGGAGCCCAACGAGGCCGACUGGACGGUGCCGCUGCUGCGCGACUCGCGCGUCGAGGAGGAGCUCUUCAAAAAUACGAGCACGGGCAUCAACUUCGACAAGUACGACGACAUCCCCGUGGACGCCACCGGCAACGACGUGCCUGAGUGCAUUAACUCGUUCACCGAGCUCGAGCUGACGCCCAUCAUUAUUGAGAACAUCGAACUUGCCAAGUACACCACGCCUACGCCGGUGCAGAAGUACGCGUUCCCGAUCAUCCUCAAGUCGCGUGACCUGAUGGCGUGCGCACAGACCGGCUCCGGCAAGACGGCCGCCUUCCUCGUGCCGCUACUCAACCAGAUCUUCAUGAACGGGCCGCAGGGCAACGCCCCGCCAGAUGCCAAGCAGCGUCCGAUGGGCGGCCGCAAGAAGCAGUUCCCGUUGGCGCUCGUGCUGGCGCCCACCCGCGAGUUGGCCACGCAGAUCUACAACGAGGCGCGCAAGUUCUCGUACCGCUCGCACGUGCGGCCGUGCGUGGUGUACGGCGGCGCCGAUGUGGGCGGCCAGAUGCGCGACCUAGAGCGCGGCUGCCACCUGCUUGUGGCGACGCCCGGCCGCCUGGUGGACAUGCUGGAGCGCGGCAAGGUCGGCCUCGACAACUGCCGUUACCUGGUGCUGGACGAAGCCGACAGGAUGCUGGACAUGGGCUUCGAGCCGCAGAUCCGCCGAAUCGUGGAGCUGGACACCAUGCCGCCCACCAAGGAUCGGCACACCAUGAUGUUCUCGGCCACCUUCCCCAAGGAGAUCCAGCGCCUGGCGCAGGACUUCCUGAACGACUACAUCUUCCUGGCGGUGGGCCGCGUCGGUUCCACCUCGGAGAACAUCACGCAGGAGAUCGUCUGGGUGGAGGACGACCAGAAGAAGUCCUUCCUGCUUGACCUGCUGUCGGCCACUCAAAACAAGGAGGGCAACGGCGAGAACGCGGCCGAGUCUCUGACGCUGAUCUUCGUGGAGACGAAGCGCGGCGCUGACAACCUGGAGGAGUACCUGUACCGGUACGCCGGCUACCCAGUCACCUCCAUCCAUGGCGAUCGCUCGCAGGCCGAGCGGGAGCUGGCGCUCAAGAACUUCCGCAACGGCCGCUGCCCUAUCCUGGUGGCCACGGCGGUGGCGGCGCGCGGUCUGGACAUCCCGCACGUAAAGCACGUGAUCAACUUCGACAUGCCGUCCGACAUCGAGGAGUACGUGCACCGGAUCGGUCGCACUGGCCGUAUGGGCAACGUCGGCCUGGCCACCAGCUUCUUCAACGAGAACAACCGCAACCUGGUGCGCGACCUGAUGGAGCUGCUGACCGAGACCAAACAGACGGUGCCCGAUUGGCUGGAGAACUACUCGCUGGAGGUGCACAAGUCUUCUGGCCACGGUCGACGCGGCGGCAAGAGGUUUGGCGGCGGGUUCGGCGGGCGCGACUACCGUCAGCAGAACCGCAGCGGCGGCUACAAUAAGAGCAACCAGGGCUACAACCAGAGCAAGAUGGGCGGCGGUGGCGGCGGGGGUGGCGCCUUCCCUGCCUACGGCAUGCCCCCCAUGGGAGGCAUGUACGGAUAUCCGAUGCAAAUGGGCGGAUACGGCGGCGCUUACGCGGCCGCGCCGCCGCACGCCGCCGGUGGCACCGACAACACUUGGUGGGGCAACUAGGCGCGCCGCCGCCGCCGCCCGCCUGCACUCGCGCGCGCCUCUCUCCUAUCCGCCUCUGUCGUAGUCGCUGUCGGCAGCAGCCCGCCCCGUCCCCCGAUAUACCCAGGGCUCGAGAAUCGCGCGCCCACCCCGGCCCCAGCCCCCC